Salvelinus sp. IW2-2015 is the source of this 4173-nucleotide messenger RNA. RefSeq names its product AF4/FMR2 family member 3. NCBI's taxonomy places the organism in Eukaryota, Metazoa, Chordata, Actinopteri, Salmoniformes, Salmonidae. Gene Ontology annotation, cellular component: nucleus; super elongation complex. Gene Ontology annotation, biological process: regulation of gene expression. The record is from RefSeq and is a predicted model, not a curated record.
AUGCUCGCUGAUGACUUGAAGCUCAGCAGUGACGAGGAGGAUGCUGACAAGGACCCUGAGCAGUCAGCCUCCUGGACUGGUAACAAUAGUCUGUCGGAGCAGCACACACACACACAUAGUGGGAGGGUGAGACGUUCAGGCUCAGACUCUUCAGGCUCAGACUCUUCAGGCUCAGACUCCUCCAGUGAGUCGGAGGAGGAGAGCAGUAGCCAGCGCCUUCGUAGCCCCAGCCCAGAAACACACUCCGAUCCUGGGACACCCACCGACGCUCAGUCCCUCGGCUGCACCGAGGAGGCAGAUCACCCCCCCACCACUCAGUGGCAGCUGGAUAAGUGGCUGAAGAAAGUCAGAAAAAAAUCCUCCUGGGAUCCCGGCAACCGUGAGCACACCCAGAGAGCUACAGAACACAGCUCGCCCUCCCCAGACCCUCACAGAGCCCCGUCUCCGGCCAGAUCCUGGGGGACCAGAGAGGACUACAGCCCCAGCCAGAGCCCUGUUCCCAGCCCACACUUCAACUACAGCCCCAGGCAUAGCCCUCGGCCUAGCCCUGGCUGCAGCCCCUGUCCCAGUCCUUGCCACAGCCCCAUCCCUAGCCCGGUCCCCAGUGUCUGUCUGAGCCCCUGCCUCAGCCCCAGAGCCAGCCGCAGCCCUAGCCCCAUACCCCGACACCCCCCUAAGAGUCCUAGUCCCAGCCUUACUCAGUCUAGCUCCCGUCACUAUCCUCAGGUUCGGAGUCUUCAUCAGGAAAGCUUCAGGCCUCUCACGCGGCCUAGCUUAACAUCCAGCCCGAGCCAUAGACCCAAAAUCAGGAUCGCACCUGCUCCCAGCAUUGAGUCCAAGAGCAAACUGAGGCACAGUUCCUCUCCCCAGCCUCCGCUUCAGCACAGCUCCAGGCCUAAACCCAAACAGAGCCAGUCUGUUCCCACUCCCAAGAACACAGCCAAGGCAGCCCCUGCUCUGAGCACUGAGCCGAGCCACAGACCCAGACCUAGUCCCAACUCCAGUCCCAGGCUUCAUUCUCAGCCUAAGUUGAAACACAACCCCACCCUAGCCCUCAAAACCAGCCAACAUCUAACAACCUCUGGACAAAGACCCAAGGAGAGUUGCAGACUCAGCCACAAUUCCAACUCCAAACCCAGGCCCAAGUUUGGGCCUAGUUUGACAACCAGCCUCAGUCCCAGUCCCAGUCCCACACCCAAGGCCAAGACCUUACCUCCCACAGACCCUAGCAGAGAGACCAGCAGCAGAGUUGGUCACAGUUCCAAAUCGAGUCCCAAGCCACGUUCUCGGCCGAUCUCCAAAGCUGGUUCUGGGCCUAGCUCUAGAUCCAGCCCCAGUCCUAGACCCAAAGUCAAAUCCCGGGAGAACCCUGCUCCCCACCCAAAGCCUCCACAGAGGAAGCCCCAAUCCAGGGAGAGAGAACGGGAGGUGGACAACCGGAGAGAGACCCAGGCAGCAGACAGGAAGGCAGACAGGCAGACAGAGGGAAGGGGGAAGGGUAAUGUAGAGAGACAGGGAGAGAGGCAGGGGGAGAAACAGGGAGAGAGAAGACUGGCAGAGGAUAAGUUGCUAAGACGCCCCUGGGUCCAGAGUUCAGAGGAGGAAGARGACGUAGAGGAGAGAAAGAGGAGGGAGGAGAGAGAGAGGGAGGAGAAGAGGAGGAGGAGGAAGGAGCAGCAGAGAGGGGAUUGGCAGGCGGUCCAGCCCAAGCAGAGACCUCACACCAACAGCGAGCGACACCGCAAUCCCAUUGAUCCACAACGCCACGGGACCAAGAAAAAGAGGAGGAGGAAGAGUGAGGAGGAAGAGAGAGAGUCUCAACCGGACCCUUCCCUUCCGCCGUCGCCCUCCUCCCCCACACCUGUCAUCCCUCCCACAGAUUCCUCUUCAUCAUCUUCCUCAUCAGAGUCCGACUCGGAGCCCAGUCUGCCUCCCAACGUCGCCAAAGUCCCAGCCGACUCCACGUCCAGCCAGCGUCCUAUCCCCAGGAGAGGGCACCAGGGCCCUGGGAGGCCUUCAGACAGUAGGCCAGGAGUGCUCUACCCCACUGCCACAUCCAACCAAGAGCACGGGCCGCAGAGCCAGGCAAAGCAGAAACUCUACACCUUGGUCCCGUUUGGGCGUAGUGAGCAGGCCCCAUCCUCACAUCGAGGCCUGAGGAAUCUGGUGGUGCAGUUAAACCUCUCCCUGCUCAGCAGAGUGCCUGAUACUACGACAGACACCCCAGCCUCUCACAAACACCCCUCCUCUUCCUCUUCCAAGCAAAAAGAGGCCAUGAGACACCUGUACACCCCAGAGACAGAGGGAGGAGACAGCAGGAGGAAACGGAAGACACAAUCGCCCACACAAGUCUACACUAAAGACGAGAGUACCCGAGUUAACUCCCACACCAACGGCCCCUCAGCCCACACAGAGUCUACAGCUAACAGAGAGAGUACCCGGAGUAACUCCCACACCAACGGCCCCUCAGCCCACACAGAGUCUACAGCUAACAGAUGUCUAGACCCCCACAAAGAUGCCAGACACAACAGGUUCUUGGAGGACUACCUAGACAGUAAGAGGCCACUGUCCCCCCUGUCCCCUCUCUCUGACACCCCGGACCCCACCAAGCCUCCCAUCAAAACACAGCCCCCAGUGCGGCACUACACAAACAGUGAGGUGCCCAGGACCCAUGCUAAGAUGGAGGUGGAGUGUGUAGGCGUGUCAGGGAAGCCCCCGCCCAUGUGUGAAUCCUGGGGACCUCCUUUACAACGGGCAGGGAGCCAGAGAGGAACUGUACUCAACCAUGAACCCCCACACCAUGCUGAGUACUACAUGCAUGAGGCCAAGAGAAUGAAGCACCGUGCAGAUGCCAUGGUGGAUAAGCUGGGGAAGGCAGUGAACUAUGUGGAUGCUGCUCUCUCCUUCAUGGAGUGUGGCAAAGCUAUGGAGGAGGGACCGCUGGAGGACAAGUCUCCCUACAGCAUGUACACAGAGACGGUAGAGCUCAUCAGGUAUGCCAUGAGGCUGAAGAACCACUCUGGUCCUGGGGCCAGACAGGAAGACAAACAGCUGGCCGUACUCUGUUUCCGGUGCCUUGCUCUCCUGUACUGGCAGAUGUUUCGUCUGAAGAAGGACCAAGCCAUGAAGUACUCCAAAGCUCUACUGGACUACUUUAAGAGUUCUCCCAAAGUGCCUACUACACCCCCCAUCUGGAGCGACUCGGGAAAGGGCACAGGGGGGCCUCCCUCCUCUCUCUCGCCCAGCCCCUCAGCCCUCCCCCUGGGCAGCUCCCCCUCUUCCCUCAUCAACAUUCCCCUGCGUAUCCACCAGAUGGCAGCAAACCACCUGAACAUCACCAACAAUGUCCUAUACAGCUACGAGUACUGGGAACUAGCAGAAAGCCUGGUCAGAGACAACAAUGAGUUCUUUAACUACCUGAAUACACUGUCAGGGCCAUUGACUCUCCACAGUAGUAUUGCUCAUGCAGUCCAGUACACCAGACAGGGUCUGCAGUGGAUACGCAUCAGUGCCAACGUGGGCUAGUGGCAGGAGGGAGAGAGGGAGACAACCCAUGUGAUUAUAAGUGGAGGAUUCCCCCUGCAUUCCACGUCGUCAGGAUUAUUAUUAUGCUUCAAUUCUCAGCAUGUACCGUAAAUGAUGGAUUGGAUUUAUACACAGUGGUGACUCUUUACCUUGUGCUUGAUCUUGAUUGGGGGAAGGUGUUGUUAUUCCUACAAUCAAGCAGAGCGAACUGUCUUGGUAUCUCUUUCCUCUUCCUGUUCGGAUUGUCAGUGCAGAUCUACAAAGUGCCACAUGGAUUUAAAGCCUUUAAACUUGCUGCUUUGCCAAAUGUGCCACGUGAUGAUGAAACAAACACAGGAACUGUCUAACAAGGACAUUUUAAGAGAAACAUGGCACAGUGCACCAGUGAGGACUUUAAGAUUCUUCUACUGUACAAAACAUAGACUGUAAAAGAUCAAGAGACCUGGAUUACAUUUCUGAAUACAAAGCAUUCAACCACAGUAAAACUCUAACUAGCCUCUGUUGCAAGAAGCCACUGUGGAAACCAGUGACCAUUUCCUCAAAAAGCCAAUUCCUGUCCACUGGGCAUAGACGCCAGUUCAAUGUCUAGUUUUGGUUGAGUUGUCUACUAACGUGAAUUCAACGUGAAUAAACAAAAAUGUCACCAUG